AGACCGGGCGGACGCACUGAGAGAGCAGAGCUGUCCUGUCUGAGGGUGAACACCAUUGAUAACUGAGGAGAAGAAGAAACAGAAGAUAGACAGAGGACUUCUAACACUGUGGGUCAGCUCUUGAGUCUCAGCAUCAGAGGUCGUGUAUGAUGCGUUUGGCCGAUGAUCAGAAAUCACCAGACGAAGAAAUGAGUUUUGGGGCAGCGUGCAUUUUUCUGCGAGGAGGGAAAAAUAUCUCUAGAGAACUGGCUGAUGAUGAGAUUGAUGAGCUGCGUGAUGCAUUCAAUGAGUUUGAUAAAGACAAGGAUGGGCUGAUCAGCUGCAAGGACCUGGGGAAUCUGAUGAGGACGAUGGGCUACAUGCCCACAGAGAUGGAGCUGAUCGAGCUGAGCCAGAACAUCAACAUGAACCUUGGUGGCAGAGUGGACUUUGAGGACUUUGUAGAGCUGAUGGCCCCGAAGCUUCUGGCAGAAACAGCAGGGAUGAUCGGUGUGAAGGAGCUCAAAGAUGCCUUCAAAGAGUUCGACAUGGACGGAGACGGAGAGAUCACGACAGAGGAGCUGCGGUCGGCCAUGACCAAGCUGAUGGGGGAGCACAUGAGCCGGAGGGAGAUAGAUGCCAUAGUGAAAGAAGCAGACGACAACGGAGAUGGCACGGUAGACUUUGAAGAGUUUGUCAGAAUGAUGUCCCACCAAUGACAGCCGAGGAGUCAAGGAAGUACCUUUGCACCUUUACAGACAUGCAUCCAUAUAGAUGCUGUCUUUCUAUAAAGCUCUUUGAUAGAUGAGCUUGUACAUAUCACUUAAUAAUAAAAUUUAAAUAAAGAGCUGCGGAGAAAAGUCAAGUCGUUCUCAGAGAGAAUUUUACUUCUAUGCAAAGAUUGACAAUCAUGUAUUGAGACAUUUUUUAUGAUCAUUGAAAUGAGCGUGUAAAUUAAAGGAACUAUAUUGUUUUGUUUGAUGACAUUUAUUUUAUAUACAGGAAGUCAUUAUGGAUUGUUUUAUUGAAUUGGAUUGAGUUUUUUAAAGUGUAUGUAUUGGGUAAUAUUUAUUCUGACAUUAUUCUUAUCACUGAAACAAUGAAAUGCAAACUAGAUGUAAAGUUAUUGAGCAUUAACUAACAGUUAGGACACUACAGUGUUUAUCAUAUGUACAUAUGCAGUUAUUAAAGCCUGGGCUUGUUGUAAUGGGUUGGACUGCAUUAUUCAUGUAUGGAUGGAAUCCUGGUCACAAGUGUUUCCAGACAUCUCAAUAAAAAAAUG
Epinephelus moara (kelp grouper) is the source of this 1261-nucleotide messenger RNA. It is a transcript of the gene cabp5a, whose product is annotated as calcium binding protein 5a. The record is from RefSeq and is a predicted model, not a curated record. Gene Ontology annotation, molecular function: calcium ion binding. The coding region runs from base 147 to 698 and encodes 183 amino acids. The transcript is spliced from 7 exons. NCBI's taxonomy places the organism in Eukaryota, Metazoa, Chordata, Actinopteri, Perciformes, Serranidae.